CAUUAAAAAUGGCGCAGUGUUGCUAAGGUGUGCAACCAAUCCGGUGACGCGAUGAAUAAAUAACAGCCAAUCAGAAGCGAGCUUUUAAACACGUGGAUGUUUUGUAGGUUGUGUGACCGAAACGAGCAACUAAAUGAAAGUUUAUCGAUAAGAAGCAAAUAAAAUGCCUUUUUAAAUGAUCGUGGUUUGCAGUGAUUAACACUUAUGAACAAAUUAGAUUUCUUCAGUAAUGCAAGUUUCUCGUGAAAGUAUCUGCAAAAGCGUUUAUUUAUUUAUUUUUAUUAUUCAUUCAUUCAUUUAUUUAUUUAUUUCAAAUAUAUGCAGCUAUUAAGUGUUAUAAUAGAAAUAAAAAUGAUAAUAAAAUAAAUUAUACUGAGAAGAAAAUGUAGCGCUAGACAGGCAGAAGCAGUUGAGUGAUCAUGGCUGUGUGGUUUCCCCCAGGCUAGAUCUGUCGAGCACAGAUCUCAUCGCUCGUAAUUCACACGAGGAGGAACUAUGGCGAAUGGCAAGGAUCCCCUGACUCAGCUGAAGGAUCUGGCACAGCUCAAAGAUCAACUCGCAGAUAUUCAGAAAAGAGUGGAGAAUGAAGUGCAGAUUGGGAUACCACAGGGUGGCUCACUCUUAGCCUCUCCGUUCCUGAAGGGCUUCCUGGCUGGCUAUGUGGUGGCCAAACUACGUGCCUCGGCCGUCUUGGGGGUCGCUUUGGGAACCCUUACAGGCAUCUACACCGCACAGACCUAUCAGGUGCCAAACAUUGAGACGACCAUAAAGGACUAUCUGAACUCCUUGAAGAAAGGUCCUAAUAAUUAACACGGCAAAAGAGAGAA
This is a messenger RNA of Ictalurus furcatus (blue catfish), 827 nucleotides long. Its product is annotated as SLC35A4 upstream open reading frame protein-like. The transcript has 3 exons. The record is from RefSeq and is a predicted model, not a curated record. NCBI's taxonomy places the organism in Eukaryota, Metazoa, Chordata, Actinopteri, Siluriformes, Ictaluridae. The coding region runs from base 496 to 810 and encodes 104 amino acids.